CCGUCCCCUGGGGCUGCCCAGCCCUGACUCUGCCUUUUCCUGCCAGGUCUCGGCUGAGGCUGCUGGUGGGGACGAUGGCAGGUCAGCGACAGCUUGUCCUCCCCCUUCAAGGCCUGCUGCUCUGCAUCUUGGCUCUGCACUUUGGCACCUGGGGCCCUCUUGCCACAGCAGAGUACAAAGCGGCCCCCAACGCCUCCUCGGUGGCCUCCAACGCCUCCUCGGUGGCCUCCAACACCUCCUCGGUGAUCCCCAACGCCUCCUCGGUGGCCUCCAACACCUCCUCGGUGAUCCCCAAUGCCUCCUCGGUGGCCCCCAACGCCUCCUCGGUGGCUCCAAACGCCUCCUCGGUGGCCCCCAACACCUCCUCUGUGGCUCCCAAAACCUCCUCGGUGGCCUCCAACGUCUCCGUGAACAGUACAGAAGGAACAAGGCUCACCUGCCAGAGCUUCCAGUGCUCUGGGGAGAGGUGUUACCAAGACGCAGCCCACGCCAACGAGACGGCCGCCUGCCACAACGAGACUUUCUGCGAGCUUUAUCGUUUCUCCAGCACAAACUACAUGGCCAGGUGCAGCAGCGCGUGCGGCGCGGAGCCGUGCAGGACCAACAGCAGCGUGAGCAUGCAGCAGUGCGCCCUGGAGUGCUGCAACACCCCGCUGUGCCUGCAGCUCAAUGCCAGCUCCUACGGUAACUGCCCACGGGGCUCCCCCGGGCUGGGGGUCCGGGGUUAAUCCUGCUGCACGCGAGGGAAAUGGGUGCACAAAGCCCGCUGAGCUGGGCUGGCUGCGUCGUCACGAUUCCUCUGCUCUGGGGUUCCACUCCCAAGUGGCUCUCCCACAUGGGCUGUGUCCUCACGGGGCUCCUCUCAUGUCUGCAGGUGACCUGCCAGCCACCACCGUGCCACCCACGACCACCGUCGCCACCACCACCCCCCGGCCUCCCCCCCGAAAUGUAGGUACUGCCCUAGAAGGUCCACGCAAUGCUGUUUUUCCAAAAGCUGCCUCUGGAAGGGGAACAAAUCCUUAAUGAGCUUUGCAGGGACAGAGCUCGUAAGGGUCCCAAGCUCAGCCCCUGUGUGUGUUCAAGCAGCCCCAGCUGACUGUACAGCACCCAUGGGUGCAGGGUGCUGCUGGGGCACCCGAGCAAUGGGGAGGGGAAGAUGCUCAUCUCUGCAAAGCCUUGCGAAGAGGAAGGAAAAGGCAGCUUGAAACUUGUUUGCUGCGGUGG
Molecule: messenger RNA, 1224 nt
Organism: Anas platyrhynchos (mallard)
Lineage: Eukaryota; Metazoa; Chordata; Aves; Anseriformes; Anatidae
Source: RefSeq, a predicted model, not a curated record